Messenger RNA from Nematolebias whitei (Rio pearlfish), 1107 nucleotides. It is a transcript of the gene hsd17b7, whose product is annotated as hydroxysteroid (17-beta) dehydrogenase 7. The coding region runs from base 1 to 1107 and encodes 368 amino acids. Gene Ontology annotation, molecular function: estradiol 17-beta-dehydrogenase [NAD(P)+] activity; 5-alpha-androstane-3-beta,17-beta-diol dehydrogenase (NADP+) activity; 3-beta-hydroxysteroid 3-dehydrogenase (NADP+) activity. The transcript is spliced from 9 exons. Lineage: Eukaryota; Metazoa; Chordata; Actinopteri; Cyprinodontiformes; Rivulidae. Gene Ontology annotation, cellular component: endoplasmic reticulum membrane. Gene Ontology annotation, biological process: cholesterol biosynthetic process. The record is from RefSeq and is a predicted model, not a curated record.
AUGAAAAAGAUGGUUUUGGUGACUGGAGCGACUAGUGGCAUCGGCCUGGCUCUGUGUGAGCGUCUCCUCUCACACGACUCGGAGGGUGUCCGGCUGUGUCUGGCCUGUAGGAACAUGCACAGGGCCGAGGCCGUGCACUCUGCCCUCCUCGCCUCUCACCCUGAAGCCCAGAUAGACUUGCUGCAGAUGGACACCAGCAGCAUCUCCUCUGUCCUCAAUGCUGCGCGAGAAGUCAAACUCAGGUACGACAGGCUUGACUGCCUCUACCUGAACGCAGGCAUUAUGCCAAACCCAGAGCUUGACAUAAAGGCCUUUUUUAAAGGUCUGUUCUCCAGCAAAGUCAUCACUAUGUUGGCCACCGCUGAGGGCAUUUUGACCCAAAAGGAUGCUGUUACCUCUGAAGGCUUGCAAGAAGUUUUUGCUACCAACCUGUUUGGUCACUUCCUUUUAGUCAGGGAGCUGGAGCCGGUCCUGUGCCGUCCUGGCCGAACCUCGCAGCUGAUUUGGACCUCAUCUAGUAACGCACAUCGGUCAGCCUUUAAUCUUGAUGACAUGCAGCAUGAGAAGGGCACACAGCCGUACAGCUCCUCAAAAUAUGCCACAGACCUGCUCAGCCUGGCCCUGAACAACCACUUCAACAAACAGGGUUUGUACUCCUCUGUCAUUUGUCCUGGUUUUGUGAUGACCAAGUUGACCUACGGCAUCCUGCCGUCCUUCCCGGCCUUCCUCUGGACCAUGCUCCUGCCUUUGUUUCGGCUGAUAAGAAUAAUCACCAACACUUUCACAUUGUCUUCUUAUAACGGAGCUGAAGCUUUGUUUUGGCUUUUUAAGCAAAAACCUGAAUCUCUGGACCCGUAUGUCAAAUACCAGAGCUUAACUUCAGUGCUUGGAAACAACUAUACAAAACCUUGUAAGAUGGAUAUACAUUUGGAAACUUCUGUGUUAUUUUAUAAGAAGUUACUUCAACUAGAAAGUGACUUGAGGAAAAAACUGACGGACAAAGAAAAGGAGAGCCAUCACAGAAGAUCUCCAGGAUAUGAAUCUUCAUGCACAUCUCUCUGUACAAGACAGAGGACAUUCGAUGCCAGACUCGAUUCAGACUGUUGA